UCUAAAGCGAAAGUAGUGUCAUUUAUUCUUCAAGGUGUUUUGCUUAACAUACGCUUUUAUAUUUUCUUAUGGACACUUUGUCGAAAAGUUAAUGAAAACUUACAUUCUUUUAUAUAUUUAGAGUGUAACACACGGGAUGGAUCAAAGUGUGCAUAGCUAGAUGAUCACUGCUACCACACAGGAAUAUCAGGUCAGGAGCAGUUUAAUUCAAUUCCAGCGCUAUAGGUUCACAUUAAAUACCAGGACAAAAUGGCAACUGCAGAAGGCGAGCAUGGUUCUGAUUUUGAAGAGACGAUGUUCUGCGAACCUUGCAAUAAGGAAGGUAUCACUGCUGAAGCAGAUGGGUUUUGUUCCAGUUGCUCUGAUUACUUAUGUAGUACAUGUCUGAGGUAUCACAAAAGAUUAGCAAAAGAUCACACACUGUUUGAUAAAUCUAGCAUGCCACAGGACUUCUGUUUAGAACGAUGUGUAUUCCAUCCAAAUGACCUGGUAAAAUUCUACUGUACGAAAUGCGACGACACUGCAUGUUCUCAAUGCAUACCAAUUAAACACCAGACUGAAUACUGCGAAUUUAAGCAUAUCCCUUCAUAUAUGCAUUCGCAAGAUGUAUACAGUGAAAUGAACGAAGUUAAGAAAUCGCUGAAAACCGUCGAGGAAGAAGCAAGUCGCACUGAAGAAGAGAGUGGUCAAAAAUUGAAAAAAGCAAACCUUGACAAGAGUGAUAUCUCGAAGUCAAUCAGCCUCCAGAAAAAAUACAUUAAGGACAAAAUUGAAGAGCAGCGUGUUUAUAUUAUUAAAGCACUAGACGAUGAAAGGGCCGAAUUUAUCAGGAAGCUUGAUGAGAGGCAAGGCCGAAGAAAGGAGCAAUUAUUUAAACAACAGGAACUUAUAAACAGUAAGAUAGAAGAUGAAGAGAGACAUUUGGAUGACCAAUUAAUGUUAUAUCCAAAGAAAAUGCAAAACACUGCACUAAACAGUGCAAAAAUAAAAUCGAAAUUAGAGUCCCUUACCAAAGAUUUAGUAAGUAAAGAGAGACAAGGACGGAAAGCUGAACUUUUCUUGGCAACUAGAAGAGCUAAGCACAACAUGAAAACGCUCAAAAGAGACAUAGAUGAUGUGCGAGAAGAGAACGUAGCAAGAUGCUUUAGCUUUAGACCCAGCAAUGAGGACAUCAGUAUAGAUGCACCGGAAAAUGUCUCGCUUGGAUGUCUUAGUGAGAAUAAUCAGCAGACAGAUAAUGGAGAUGCAACUAAAGAUCAGCAAGGUGCAUCUAAUUCUCCUAAGUCUACAGAGGUUGUCAUAGCAACGGGGAUAGUUUGCGCUGAAAUAUCGUCUGAGAAAAAAGCUACGUGUAUGCGAAAGGUGAGGUCUACAAAGCAAAAAUCACAGUCUGAGGGUAAGAAUCCGGAACAUAUCCAAAAGGAUUCGGAUGCUCCGGAGAAAGGUCAAUCACCAUGGUCUGAACAGUCCGAAAGUAAUGUGGGGACUCUAGCUGACCGCCAGUCACCAAGAUCUGGACGUUCAAUAGGAAGUUUGGAGACUCCUCCUCCUGCAUGGUCUGAACGUUCAGUACGUGGUUGGGGAACUCCAAUAGACCGCCAGUCACCACGGUCUGGACGUUCAGUACGUGGUAGGGGAACUCCAGUAGACCGCCAGUCACCACGGUCUGGACGUUCAGUACGUGGUUGGGGAACUCCAGUAGACCGCCAGUCACCACGGUCUGAACGUUCAGUACGUGGCUGGGAGACUCCAAUAGACCGCCAGUCACAACGGUCUGGACGUUCAGUACGUGGUUGGGGAACUCCAGAAGACCGCCAGUCACCACGGUCUGGACGUUCAGUACGUGGUUAUGGAACUCCAGCAGACCGCCAGUCACCACGGUCUGAACGUUCAGUACGUGGUUAUGGGACUCCAGUAGACCGUCAGUCACCAUGGUCUGAUCUUUCAGAUCGCCCGUUUUCCUGGUCAGACCUUUUUAAAGGCAAAUGUGAGGCUCAAGUGGAUUGCCAGUCAUACAGAUCUGAAAGUUCAGAAGAUAGUUGGGGGGCUCAGGAGGAUUGCCAGUCACCCUUCUCUGAACUUUCAAUAGGUACUUGGCGUCAUGAGAAUGAUCAGUCACACUGGUCUGAAUAUUCAAAAGGUAAUUGGGAGGUACAAGAGGAUCGCCAGUCACCCUUCUCUGAAUUUUCAGUAGGUACUUGGAGUGAUGAGAAUGGUCAGUCACACGGGUUUUAACAUUCAAAAGAGAAUCGUCAGCCACACUGGUCUGAAUGUUCAAAACGUUGUGUGAACGCUCAAGAGGAUCACCAGUUACCUAGGUCUGAAUGUUUAAUUUGUUUUCAAAUGGUUCCGCUUGACCCCUUGUAUAAGUCGCAAGUGCCAAAAACAAAACAAACAAAAGAUGAUAGGUGGAGCAUUCUACCUAGCUUAAGCGAAGCUAAAAUAUUAUUCAUAAACAUUAAAGGACUCCGUAUCUUGAAAUAACACACUGAUUCCAAGUACGUUAAGGUUGCAGUUGUGUUAGUAGACAUAGAACGCAGGCAAGCAAAAUACACAUGUAAAAGAAGUUUCAGUUAAUUAUAUAAAAUUAUUUCCCGUGACUAAAGAUAGGUUACGCCCACAUUGUCAAGAGCUCUUGUCCGAUUGAUUUUAACGUAGGUGCGCCUUCUCUCCUGGCCUUUCGAAACAUUUUUUUUUAAUUUAGUUUAGUCAACCAUUGAUGAAUGUAAGAACAGAUGAAAAACGCGCCUCAUUACUUUCAAACCAAUGAUUGCUUGGUUGGUCGGAUAGGGAAGGUAAUUUUCCCACUUUAUUCGGUGCAUAAUUUUAUUAAAUUGUAUUAUUUUCGAUUGCAAGGAACACAGGAUCUUGUAAACAUGCCUGCCUGUGUUGGACAAGAUUUUGCCAACCGGAGGGACAGCAGGGAACGAGGAAUGCAGCGGAAGGGAGGUUUCCUAUCCACGCUGCCCCUCCGGUUGGAAAAACCAGACAGCCUGCCUAUACCAGGUUAAAUUACAAUUGCAAAACUUGCAAAAAUACUCACAUUGUAGUUUAUGAUGUCAUAAUGUAAGCAUGUAGCUUGUCUUUAUCUGUACUUUAAAAAAUAAUUUUCUGUAAAAAAUGAAUCAACCAAACUGAAUAAAUGUAUUUU
Molecule: messenger RNA, 3151 nt
Organism: Mercenaria mercenaria
Lineage: Eukaryota; Metazoa; Mollusca; Bivalvia; Venerida; Veneridae
Product: nuclear speckle splicing regulatory protein 1-like
Exons: 4
Coding region: 250-2235 (661 amino acids)
Molecular function (GO): zinc ion binding
Source: RefSeq, a predicted model, not a curated record